AGCUCUUAUUCUUCUUCUGUGUCAAACCGUAGAAGUUAUACAACUUGUUGUUGCACAUCGCCGUAGUGAAGUGUUUCUCAACGAACUUAAUUGCAUUUGUCAUGCGUUCCGACAGCGAGUAUGCUGGGGGUAUUCCAGUGGUUGUCAGCCUCGCCGAGGAGGACGUGCUGCACCCCACGGAGCGGCCCGCGCCUGCCGCGUUUGUGCUGCCGCGCACGACGAUGUUGAUCGCCGUGGUGCGUGACCUACUGCAGCUCUUCCGCCCCUACGCGGCAGCCCUGCACCCCGAGAACACACAGGUGUGGUUUAGCGUGGGCAACUCCCCCAUCUCUUGGCUCUAUCCAGCCGGCGUCAUCAAGGACUACGUGAACGAGUGUACGCGUGAGGUGCGACUGGAGCAGUACGCAGCCACGAUGACAUCGCCCACUUCCGACCACGCAGCAGCAGCAGCAGUGCCGCCGACCGCGUCACCUCCAACGUCGUCCUCUACGCUGGUGCAGUCGCUGCCCCUCUCCGUGCCCAGCGAGCCGCUCGACCUGACCUUCCACAUCCACUCCAUCACAAAAGGCAGCGUGCGAGCAGGCACGGUGCCGCUCUACGUGAACUACGACCGGCUAGACGAGCACAUCCGCAUGGAGAUCAAGCAGAGCCACAAGGCCGCCUACACGUGUCUCUACGGCAACUACACCCACUAUCAGCGCGAGGCCGAGUCCACACUGCUUCCCGCCAUUGGGCUGGCGCUCUAUCGUCCUUUUGAUGAAGUCGCCCAGCAACAGCUGCAGGCACAGCGACUGCAGGGGCAAGCGGCCAGCAGGGGCGGUGGGGCUGAUGGUCGCGGUGUGGCGUCACGCGGACGCUACGCCGGCGCCGCCACCGACUUCUCCUCCCCCUUUCUUCUGCUGCAGUAUCAGCAGCUUCUCCAAGGCGUGCUCGCCCCCCGACCACACGUCGCGUUCCUUUUCCGGGUAGGCGUUCCUCACGCCUACCGUGGUGCGACGAGCCAGUUUGAGCGGGGACACCUUCAGUACGACGGCUACCGUGUGUCCGCUGCGCCGGCGCUGGCGUGGCCCUCCUCCCCGACCUCACCGCGCACAUCUCUGCCAGAGGGUGCAUUGCCGGCCGCCGACACGACCGUGCAGACGCCGAACGACCAGCCGCAAGCGGACUUCUCUGCUCCUCUGGUGGAGGCGGAGCAGCUUCCCUUUGGUCUUCUUCUCUGGCGUCUCUUCCGCAUCCCCGUGCUGCGCUGGAAGGCCCAGCAGACGCACCUCUCAGGCAGCAGCGCCGAUGCGGUGGCGCAGACGGAGACGCAGCGCACCUACCAGCAGCUGCUGCGUUCCCUGACGGCGUACUACGCCGACCCACCGGCGUGCGCGACGGAGCGGCUGGAAGAGCAGGAGCCGCUGCUGACGGGCACCCCUGCGGAGCCCCUCGCCUGGGCCGCGUGGGAGAGCGCGAGGUCGCGGGCACUGGUGCGAGAUUACGAGCGAGGCAACACCAGUGAGAAGCUCGGUCUGCCUUUCUUAGAGAGCACCGGCAACGUUCGUGCGCCGGCUGCACCGCAGCGGCGUAUCCGCUUUCUGGUGCAAGGGAUUCAGCCGUCUCUCGCGACACCGGGCAGUUUUCUCGAGGCGCACCUGUCGUCAAGCGAUCGCGCUAUUUUUGUGACAGUGCAGGUGCAGUAG
Molecule: messenger RNA, 1685 nt
Organism: Leptomonas pyrrhocoris
Lineage: Eukaryota; Euglenozoa; Kinetoplastea; Trypanosomatida; Trypanosomatidae
Exons: 1
Coding region: 102-1685 (527 amino acids)
Biological process (GO): autophagosome assembly; nucleophagy; C-terminal protein lipidation
Cellular component (GO): cytoplasm; Atg12-Atg5-Atg16 complex; phagophore assembly site membrane
Source: RefSeq, a predicted model, not a curated record